AGUCGCAACCCAACCUUCUUCAUGCACUAUCCCCAUGCUACCUUCCCGACGAGACCCUCCAGCUCUCCAGGUGUCCCCUGUCGUCACCUCCAGCACCUCCCGUAUGCACCCUCCGAUGUUGCACCUUGCGCAGUCCAAGCCUCAUCCUCAGCCCAAGUCUGCGCCAGGACAUCGUCGCCGCCACGUCGUGGCUUGGGUGCCCGAUAGUCUGGCCGAGAAAUGCUACAGCUGCCAGGCCUCGUUCUCGCUGAUGCUGCGACGUCACCACUGCCGUCGCUGCGGCAACGUCUUCUGUGACGCGUGCUCGUCUGCCAGGAUGCCGCUGGUCAAUUCAGGCUUCGUCACUCCUGUCCGCGUGUGUGCCAAGUGCUCCGUAGCAGCGAAGAAAGCUCAUGCCAAGAUGGUGCAGGAGAGACAGAAGGCCCGGACUUAUCAACCUCUCAGACGUCAUAGUGAUACUGGAGAGGGAUCAACUAGAGGAGGGUUUCAGUUUUCUGACACAACGAGAUGGGCAUCGAAAUCACAUAUUGCAGACAAAUCGAGAAGUGGCUCUGCCGAAUCUUAUCGACCAUCACUAUAUAGAGGGUCUAUAGAUUUUGGGUCGAUGGAAGGAGGCAUCAUCACGUCUAAUGGACGACGACAAAUGCCAAUGUCGAGUUCUCCUGCAUUCUCUCGAGGGAUUUCAAGUGACAGUUAUGAGAGAAUGGGAAGUGAAGAUACAGAUUACUCAAGUGGACGUAACAAUGGAUACCUACAGACACUGCCGGGUGAGGCAGUAUUGGUGAGAAAUGACAAUGUUCGUGUAAGAUUUUUAGAACGGAUAGAGCAUACGGGCAGGUUGUACGUGACGAAUUACCGUCUUGUAUUUAGCCCCGCAGUUGAUGACGAAGCUGUUACGGGACGAUAUUCACAUGGCGCCAAUGUGAGGAAUAAUGCGCGAGAAGAUGAGUUGCCGUAUGCAAGUGACCUACAUACUGAGUCGUUGGUGGCAUAUCAGGCAAUCCCGCUGGUUACUAUCGAGCGUGUGAAGCGGAAGGAAAUGGUGGAGACUGACAGCGGACUACUUGAAGUGGUUGGCAAGGAUUUCCGCCGUUUACAGUUUAUAUUUGAAGGAUUAGUGUCCAAGCAGACGUUUAGUCAAUUCGAUCGCACUUUUGCACUCGUGCGGACACAUGCACUAGGAGAACCGGAAGGAAAAGUGGACGAGUUUGCCAAGUUUUCGCUGGAAAGAUUCGAUGGUGUUAAUGGAGCAGUGGAUGGCUGGAGGAUCUAUGAUGCAGUGGCGGAAUUUCAGCGACUGGGCAUCUCAUCAUCGACGAACCGAUGGCGAUUAAGUUACGUCAACGAGCAGUACGAAUUAUGCUCAACGUACCCGUCAAUACUGGCAGUUCCAGCCUCUGUGUCCGAUAGUGUGCUGGCAGUGGCAUCCAAAUUUCGAUCAAAGGGGCGAAUUCCAGUUCUCUCGUGGCGUGAUCGUCAUACUGGAGCGGUGAUCUGUCGCAGUAGCCAGCCACUUGUCGGGCUCGGACAGAAACAAUGUGACAAGGAUGUAUUCCUCAUUCAGGCGAUUGCAGCGGCAAACCCUUCCUCAACGAAGCUGGUAAUUAUCGAUGCAAGACCCUGGAAGAACGCUGUAGCGCAGAAGACUGUGGGUCGCGCAGGGUACGAGCUCACAGAACACUAUGAGACGCGGCACGCUACAGCUUCAAUGAAGUAUGCGGACAUGGUUGCGUCAGAGCACAACGCGGCAGCUGCUGCUAUCUCUGCUGGAUCGACGGCAACAGGAGUCUCUAUUAAUGGAGACGUACAGCAUGUGAAUGAGUCGAAUGCCACGGAUGACAGUGGACACCAACAGCUUUUGGAAACGAUGCAGGCGGCUCUCGUUUUGACGGAAUGCAAGUUGAUUUUUAUGGGGAUUGAGAAUAUCCAUACGAUGCGUAAAAGUUACCACAAGCUCAUGGAUCUAUGCACCACAAAGCAAAACAAUGACAAGUGGCUGGAUCAGUUAGCUUCCACUCGCUGGUUGGACCACAUCUCUCGAAUAAUGGACUCGGCUGUGGAAAUUGUGCGUAUUGUGAAGGAACAGAAGUCCAGUGUACUGAUUCAUUGCAGUGACGGGUGGGACCGAACAGCGCAGCUUACAGCGUUGACAGAACUGCUGAUUGAUCCCUACUAUCGAACGAUAGUCGGCUUCGAACGACUAAUUGAGAAAGAAUGGUGCUCUUUUGGCCACAAAUUUCGCGAUAGAACUUCUCACGGAGCCAGCAACAACACCAACGAAACAUCUCCGGUUUUCCUGCAAUGGAUCGACUGCGUGUGGCAAGUUAUGACGCAGUUUCCGAGCGCAUUCGAGUUCAACGAGCGCUAUCUGAUCCUCAUCCUCGACCAUCUGUACUCGUGUCGAUUUGGUACGUUCUUGUACAACUCUCAACGAGAGCGCAUGGAGCAGGAAUCUCUCCACCCAACGCAGUCAUUGUGGUCGUACCUCAGCACGGUAGACCGCGCGAUUGUGCUGAACCCUUUUUACCAGUCACAGAACGCUCCUCGUAUGAAGUGGAAGGCGAACGUCACAGCUACACGGCAGUGCUUUGAGAGAUCAUUAUGGCAGUCGUACGAAGAAUCGCCUCGGUCGGUUCCUCAUAUAACCCAAGAAGAUUGUGAGGUGCACUCAUUGGCGGAUGAAUAUCUGGACUAUGGCAGGAAUGCCUUUGACGCAUCGGAUGGAUCUGCUUGCUCUAGUCCCACGUCGAUAGUAUGCGAAAGUACAGUUGCUGUGGCUUCGUCGCCUUCAAACUCCAGAGUUGAUGCGACAGAUACAGAAGUGAAAGCUGCUUUAGAGUCCACCCAUGAUCAACUUGUGCGUGAACGACGCCGACGUACUGACAGUAACGAUUCAUCGCUUAAUGACGAGUUUGAUAGUUGGGAUGGUGGCAGUGAGUCGAAUAUGGAGAUUCCUCAGCCAUCGUGCUACCAUAGACUGGUACGCGAUCUUGAUACAGGCUUCUCGUUCCCGCAACCAUUGGAGCCUUCGGUUUUAUCCAGCUUCCCGUCCUCUCCGGCAGUUGCGCCUCGUUCUCAGUCUUUCUUUGGUCGAAACGCAGAAGAUGAAGCUGCUAGGCCGUCGACGCCUAAGUCUCGAUCAUCGUUGACGUCUCUAUUUAUGCCAGUGGAGCGCCCACCGUUGUCCGAUGGUCUUUGGAAUACCUCAGAUACCGAUGCUGUAUUCGAUGGCGAUGAGAUUGGUCGCUAUGGAGCCUUAGCACCAUGUGAAGAUGUGAUCGUACCGUCUUGCUCGAUGAAGUCGCUUAAAUUCUGGACGCACUACUAUUUGCGGUGGGACCCGAGUAGCCACUUUGAACGUGAUGCUAGCGUGGAGAUUGAAACAUUGCAUCUUGAUCUGCUUAAAAGGAUGGAGACAUUGACAAAGCAGAUGAAUCCGAUUCGGGGGGAUGAAGCUUCGAAGUGGGAGGCCUCGAUGCAGUCUGACUGUCUUCGUGAAGAAUUUAUAUCGCCAGUGAAAAUACCGCCGCGUCGGGAGCAAAGAACAACGUCAGAAGGGAGCACGUCGUCUCAGAACUCGGAACCAAGUGCAGAUGCUUUAACACUGGAAAGACAGAUUGCGCUACUAAAAGAGCAGAGGCGUCGUAGUCUCGAGGAGGUGGAAGCGAACUAUCAGGAACAACUAGCUCGUUUACAACAGGGAUUUCAUGUAAAAGCAGAAAUGCUGGAUGCGUUGGAGUAAAAAUGGCAAGUCGACAGAAACUCGCCUGCUAAUAAUGUAAUUUUUUUUAGUAUUGUUUGGGAAAAAUAAACUCCGAGGUUUA
Molecule: messenger RNA, 3824 nt
Organism: Phytophthora nicotianae INRA-310
Lineage: Eukaryota; Oomycota; Peronosporomycetes; Peronosporales; Peronosporaceae
Exons: 1
Coding region: 35-3742 (1235 amino acids)
Biological process (GO): dephosphorylation
Molecular function (GO): metal ion binding; phosphatase activity
Source: RefSeq, a predicted model, not a curated record